Molecule: messenger RNA, 1818 nt
Organism: Fusarium vanettenii 77-13-4
Lineage: Eukaryota; Fungi; Ascomycota; Sordariomycetes; Hypocreales; Nectriaceae
Exons: 7
Coding region: 1-1818 (605 amino acids)
Source: RefSeq, a predicted model, not a curated record
AUGCCGUGCGGGAAGUUUGAGGCUCUCAGCAGCCAGGAAGUACCUACAGUCAGGAUCGAGUUGGACUACGGCACUAUUGAUAGUUGCAAACAAUUCAUCUCACCUAUUUACAUCCUUUGUCAAGUAUCGAGCGCAGCUGAAACAAUUAGCUUGGAGACAUCAAGAAGCCGUCCACUCACAACAUACAGAAAGAUUCGAAAACGUCUUGCAAUCAACAGCAAAGCACAAGCCGCUCCAAGUCAUCUUGCCCAAGGUACUGCCCCCCCUUUGCUGCAACUCCAGCCAACUCCCAGCACUGUGUCUAUUACGGCUCAACAAACUGAGGAGUCUGUCCGGAAUGCCUUUUCAGUGCCUGACAGUACCGAGUCCUCGCCGCCACCUUCACCAACCGCCAAGUCUUCUCGCAGGAACAUGUCUCCAGAGGGCGAGAACUAUCUUAACAAGGUCCCGCCCGUCGUCCGAUUGGAAGUUUGGCACUUUUCUAAGACGGGUGGAAACAUUAAAUUCCCUCGCUCCCUAGCCGAUACUCUGUCUAAGGUCGAUCUUCCGGGUUGGCAAGUCCAGCCAUCCAACUCUGCCUCUGCUGAGGAGAAUCGCAGGGAUGAGUUUGUACCCGCUACGGUUGAUUUCAAAUACCAGCCCUUGUUCCGUGGAGGUCACGACACAGCUCCCGACGACCUCAUGAGAUCUUUCUUUUAUCAGACUCUCCAACCCGUCGUCCGAGACUUCUUUGAGAGCAUCGGGAAAAAAGAACAAUUUUUAACCAUGUAUCCCCUCGGCCAGCGUACUCAACGCUACGCUGUUAUCAAGUACACACAUUUCGUAUUUCUCCAGGCCUUGGUCGUGGAACCCGAUAUUGUUGCCGGAAUCAUGCAGGUGCCCUAUGCCAUCCAAAGAUUUCUUAUGCUGACAUGGGUAAUCGCUAGCCAUCAAAUCUCCAACGUGGAUGAACACACCCGCAAACUCGCUUACAAGCGCGUCGGUGAUCUUGCUAUCAAGGCUGUUCAGGGACGUUCCUUGCAAGACGAGUGGCUCGCGCUCGGGACAUGGCUCUCCAGAAAGGCUGUAGCAACAGGGGUCGUCAAGGUCGUUUCCAAAAGCCGGAGGCAGGCAGCCUACGACAGGUCUUCUGCCGCUUUCAAGUGCUAUCAAGAGCUUGAAACCGUUCUUGAGCUAGACUGCAAGAAGCAUUUCAAGCCCAGUGGUGAGUCCAAUGACACUUCUCGCAAACGCAUACUCACCAAGGCAGACCUUGGACACCAAGAUCUUUAUUUCAGCAUCGCGCAGAUGGCCAUCGCCUUCCAGAUCGUCCCAUUCUACAGAAAGGAGCGGGAAGAGUACCUAAAGCGGUUCUUCAGGACGACUGGCCGCAUUCUCUGCCUCGCAUCCCCUUUCGUGGCGGCGACUGCAUGCGCUUACUUCUGGACCAAGCGUAGACAAUUCAACGAGCUCAGCUGGGAUUGGGCGAUGGACAAGUAUACUUAUUGGGAUACAAGGUACCAGUACACCAUCUACUGGAAGAACAGUAUCGGCAUGGGGCUCCUCUCGCUCUUGGUUUUGUUGAUCAACCUUGCCGAAUACUUCGCGCUCAGAUUCUUCAACAAGAGAACCGACAAGAAGAUCAACGAUCUCAGGGUCACCCAGGGCGCCUUGGUGGCCAAAUUCUGCGCUCGAGUGAUGAAGGCGCCGCCAGACAUCAUGACCGCGACCGAGCGCAAGAAGGCUUUCUACUUUUUGGGCGUCAAUUUUCAUGAUGAGACACCAGAGACACAGCGCCGAUGCCUCGACGCGUUUCAGACCGACAUAGUUCAGCGUUGA